This is a messenger RNA of Lepus europaeus (European hare), 2289 nucleotides long. It is a transcript of the gene CPXM1, whose product is annotated as carboxypeptidase X, M14 family member 1. Gene Ontology annotation, molecular function: metallocarboxypeptidase activity; zinc ion binding. The record is from RefSeq and is a predicted model, not a curated record. Gene Ontology annotation, biological process: proteolysis. The transcript has 14 exons. Lineage: Eukaryota; Metazoa; Chordata; Mammalia; Lagomorpha; Leporidae. The coding region runs from base 1 to 2199 and encodes 732 amino acids.
AUGUGGGGCCUCUUGCUCGCCUUGGCCGCCUGCGCGCCCGCGGUUGGCCUGGGGCUGGGGGCGUCCGGAGCUCCCGGUCUGGGCCUGGCACCGUCUGCGACCACCGAGGCCGCGGGCUCGACCCCUGCCCCGCGGAGCAACCCGACACAGCAACCGACGGACAAGGCCAAUGGGACCUUAGAACAGCACGUCCGGAUUCGAGUCAUCAAGAAGAAAAAGGUCGUUGUGAAGAAGCGAAAGAAGCUAACUCGUCCCAGGCGCCCAGUGACGGCCAGGCCUCUGGUGCCCACCAGCCCGGCAGGGACCCUCGCCCCUCCUGAGAAACAGGAACCAGGCUGUCCGCCGUUAGGCCUCGAGUCCCUGCGGGUUUCCGACAGCCAGCUUGAGGCAUCCAGCAGCCAGUCCUUUGGUCUCGGACCACACCGAGGACGGCUCAACAUCCAGUCAGGCCUGGAGGAUGGUGACCUGUAUGAUGGGGCCUGGUGUGCCGAGCAGCAGGACACCGAGCCAUGGCUUCAGGUGGACGCCAGGACCCCCAUCCGUUUCUCAGGCAUUGUCACACAGGGCAGGAACUCCGUGUGGAGGUAUGACUGGGUCACGUCAUACAAGGUCCAGUUCAGCAACGACAGUCGCACUUGGUGGGCGAGCAGGAACCGCAGCAGUGGGAUGGACGCGGUAUUUCCUGCCAAUUCAGACCCAGAAACCCCAGUGCUGAACCUCCUGCCAGAGCCCCAGGUGGCACGAUACAUUCGUCUGCUACCGCAGACCUGGCUCCAGGAAGGCUCACCUUGCCUCCGGGCAGAGAUCCUGGCCUGCCCGUUGUCAGAUCCUAAUAACCUGCUCCCUGAGGGCCCUGCUCUGGGAUCCGCCGACCCGCUAGACUUUCGGCAUCACAAUUACAAGGCCAUGAGGAAGCUCAUGAAAGAGGUGAACGAGCAGUGCCCCAACAUCACGCGCAUCUACAGCAUCGGAAAGAGCCACCAGGGCCUGAAGCUGUAUGUGAUGGAAAUGUCGGACCAGCCCGGGGAACAUGAGCUGGGAGAGCCCGAGGUCCGCUACGUGGCCGGCAUGCACGGCAAUGAGGCCCUGGGGCGGGAGCUGCUGCUGCUGCUCAUGCAGUUCCUGUGCCGCGAGUACCUGCGAGGGGACCCCCGCGUGACCCGACUGCUCACCGAGAUGCGCAUUCACCUGCUGCCCUCCAUGAACCCUGAUGGCUAUGAGACCGCCUACCGCCGGGGCUCUGAGCUGGUGGGCUGGGCAGAGGGCCGCUGGAACUACCAGGGCAUCGACCUCAAUCACAACUUCGCUGACCUCAACACACCCCUGUGGGAUGCCGAGGACGACGGGCUGGUGCCCCACACGGUCCCCAACCACCACCUGCCACUGCCCACUUACUACACCCUGCCCAAUGCCACUGUGGCUCCUGAGACACGGGCAGUGAUUGACUGGAUGAAGAGGAUCCCGUUUGUGCUCAGCGCCAACCUGCACGGGGGCGAGCUGGUGGUGUCCUACCCGUUCGACAUGACCCGGACCCCGUGGGCUGCCCGCGAACUCACGCCCACAGCGGACGAUACCGUCUUUCGCUGGCUUAGCACCGUCUAUGCCGGCACCAACCGGGCCAUGCAGGACACCGACCGCCGGCCCUGCCACAGCCAGGACUUCACCCUGCAUGGCAACAUCAUCAACGGUGCCGACUGGCACACGGUGCCUGGGAGCAUGAAUGACUUCAGCUACCUACACACCAACUGCUUCGAGAUCACGGUGGAGCUGUCCUGUGACAAGUUCCCCCAUGAGAACGAGCUGCCGCAGGAGUGGGAGAACAACAAAGAAGCCCUCCUCACCUACCUGGAGCAGGUGCGCAUGGGCAUCGCAGGGGUCGUGCGGGACAAGGACACGGAGCUCGGGAUCGCGGAUGCUGUCAUUUCCGUGGAUGGGAUCAACCACGACGUCACCACGGCGUGGGGCGGGGAUUACUGGCGCCUGCUGACCCCAGGGGACUAUAUGGUGACUGCCAGUGCCGAGGGCUACCACAAGGUGACACGCAACUGCCGGGUCACCUUUGAAGAGGGCCCUGUCCCCUGCAAUUUCCUGCUCACCAAGACCCCCAAACAGAGACUGCGAGAGCUGCUGGCAGCAGGGGCCAAGCUGCCCCCGGACCUUCGAAGGCGACUGGAGCGGUUGAGGGGACAGAAGAAUUAGCACCUCCAGCUGCAGAGCCCAGGGGCCUUGGGCAGGCUGGACCUGUCCAGAACUGAACGGGAAAAGACGGGAGAAGCAGGGCGGGGCAGA